Vanessa atalanta (red admiral) is the source of this 1120-nucleotide messenger RNA. RefSeq lists its product as uncharacterized. The transcript is spliced from 2 exons. Lineage: Eukaryota; Metazoa; Arthropoda; Insecta; Lepidoptera; Nymphalidae. The coding region runs from base 28 to 999 and encodes 323 amino acids. The record is from RefSeq and is a predicted model, not a curated record.
UUAUUCAACAUAUGUUUUGAUACUACGAUGGCUCGAUGGGGCGAUGAAAAAACUUUAAAUUUUAUACAUCAAUACCGCAAUCACGAGUGUUUGUGGAAUGUUCGUUCACCAUAUUAUAAAAAUAAAAUUUCGAGGGAAAACGCGUACCGAAGUUUAUUAGAAUCGUUGAACGACGAUAAUUUGAGCUUGAAAAGUGUUAAAACAAAAAUUAAAAACUUAAGAUCCAUUUAUCACACCGAACUUAAAAAAGUGAAAUAUUCCGAACGUUUUGAGGGCGACGGUUUAGUUUAUAAGCCUAGUUUAUCUUGGUUUGACGAAAUACAUUCCUUUCUUAGAGACUCCGCAGAAUAUCGUGAGACCAUAAGCAAUGAAAAAGUACUACAAGUAUCAUCAGGUGAUAGCAAAUUUGAACAGUCGGUCAACGUAACGAAGGAAAAAACAUUGACACAACAGCCGUUAGAUCCACGAUCAAGACUUAACAAUUCAGCAUCAACAUACAAUGGCUUAAACGUACAAACACAAAGUACAAGCGAAGAAACAUUACAAAGGAAGCCUUUGCAUUCACGAUCAACACAUAAAAGUUUAAAACACACUCCCAUUUCUACAAAAGAAAGUCUUCGUCAGAAAACAAAACGAGAGAACGAUUACAUUUCUUCUACUCUACAGCGCUUAGAAAAUAUAUCUAAAGGUUUAAAUACAACACAACAACAACUGGCAUCACAUACGCAAGACGAAUUUUAUUUCUUCGCUCUAAGCGUUGCAGCACAAUUAAGGAAUCUGCCUUUGCCGAUAGCAAUAGAGACCCAAAGCAACAUACAGAAUACUUUAUCCGCAGCUCGACUAUCGUUAAUGGGGUCCAACACACCAUCACCGUCGUCUUCCAACUGCAACACUCCGAUUUAUGAUCAAUCAGCUCAUUCGCUAAAGACUCAAGACACGACGGAAAUUGUUUCUUUUAUAAAAAUAGAAGAAAAUGUUAUGCCACUCGAACAGCUUUAAGAAUUAAUGGAAUUAUUUAACUAGUAACCGUAAGUGUUGUUUAACUUCGGAAAAUCUGAAUUUGUUAUUUAAUUAUAUUUGUAUUUAGGGUAAAAAUCUAACUAUUAAAUAAACAAAUGAA